AUGGAGAAAAAAGUAUCCGUAAAACACUCAAAAUUCAAAGUCGGUGAUCGUGUUCGUAUUGUUAAAAAGAAGAUAACCUCUGAAAAAGGAUACAUAACCAAUUGGACCGAAGAAGUUCUCCACAUCGUUGAAAUACAGAACACCAACCCGGUGACUUACAAGGUUAAAGACUGGAACGAGGAAGUUAUAGAGAAUUCCUUCUACGAACCACAGUUACAAAAGGCGUCUCAAGACGUGUUUCGUAUUGAGAAGGUGAUACAGAAGAAGGGUCGACGAGCGUUGGUCAUAUGGAAAGAAUAUCCCGAUGCGUUCAACAGUUGGGUGCCCAUAGACGACCUCACCACCCUUGGAUGA
This is a messenger RNA of Corticium candelabrum, 354 nucleotides long. RefSeq lists its product as uncharacterized. NCBI's taxonomy places the organism in Eukaryota, Metazoa, Porifera, Homoscleromorpha, Homosclerophorida, Plakinidae. The transcript has a single exon. The record is from RefSeq and is a predicted model, not a curated record. The coding region runs from base 1 to 354 and encodes 117 amino acids.